AUGUUGACAUUGGGCUUGAGAUUCCUUCUCCAGCCGCAGGGCCCCGGAACUCCGGCCACUCAAUGCGGGACGCUGCUCCGCCAGUGUCUGGUCUCUGGCUUCUCGGACGGUGCCGCUCCGAGCGGCGGGCUGCCUGUCAUCCGCAUCCCCCAGAAGACGCGGCUGCGGGUGGAGCGGAGGCUGAAGCGAGUGGCGGGGAGCAAGGUGCCGGCGCUGAGGCUGGCCAGACCGGGGCGGCUACUCAUCAUGGGCAAGCGGCCUGAGCUGAACCAGCACGCCGGGUACACGUUCGCCAAGUUCGACACGGUGCCCCUGGUCUCCAAGGGCUGGAAGCACAGGAAGGCGGCAGGAGAUUAUUUUGUUAUUAACAACACCCGGAGCCAGCCACCCUCUUGUCCGGGAGAGGAGCAGUGGGAGAAGCCGCGAAGUUUCAGCUCGCUGGGGCUAUGCAAGGAGCUGCAGGACGCCCUGGACGGGAUGGGUAUUUCCCAGCCUAACCGCCUGCAAGUCCGGACCAUUACCGCUCUGUUGAGGGGGAACAAUGUGCUGUGUGCGGCCGAGACCGGCAGCGGUAAGACCUUGAGCUAUCUCCUGCCCAUCCUGCAGAGCCUGACCCGAGAGAGGGCGGUAGGGGAAGCCCGCGAGAGUGACGGGCUGCGCGGCCUGGUGGUGGUUCCCUCUCGGGAGCUGGCCGAGCAGCUCCAGCGAGUGGCCCGAACGCUGGCCGCUGACUUGAAGUUGAACGUGCGGGCGGUGUGCGGCGGCCGGGGUAUGGGCAAGUUGAAGCUGAGUCUGUCCCGAGGGCCCAUCGACCUGCUGGUGACCACGCCCGGGGCGUUCUGGAAAGCACUAAGGAGAGACUUGGUCAGCCUGGGCGGCCUGAGCUACCUGGUGCUGGAUGAAGCGGACACUCUGUUCGAUGAAAGUUUCGUGGACCUGCUGGAGGGUAUCCUCCGGCACUGCCAGAUUGCGAGCCAUCGCCGGGAGAGCGGUGGACCGGGGAGGAAAGCCCAGCUGGUGGUGACAGGAGCCACUUUCCCAGGCGGAGUGGGGGAACUGCUCAGCAAGGUCACUGACCUGGGCAGCAUCAUCACCAUAAAGAGCAAGGAGCUGCACCGCAUCAUGUCCCAUGUCAAACAGAAAUUCCUGAAGGUCAAGCGGACGGAUAAAGCCAGUGACUUGCUGCAAAUGCUAAAGGAGUUGGUGGUGCAGAAAGCUGGCAUUCUGGUGUUUUGCAACAGUGCCUCAACAGUUAAUUGGCUUGGCUAUGUCCUAGACGAUCAUGGGAUCAAACACUCCCGUCUCCAAGGAAGCAUGCAAGCUGCGAAACGCAGUGGCAUCUUCAGCACCUUCCAGCAGGGGCUGAUAGAUGUACUUCUCUGCACUGACAUUGCAUCUCGUGGAUUGGACACUCAGAGGGUGGGUGUUGUAAUUAAUUACGACUUCCCCCUGACUCUGUGUGACUACAUACACCGCGCUGGGCGAGUGGGCCGGGUUGGCAGCAAGGUUGUGGGCACCGUCGUUAGUUUUGUGACACAACCCUGGGAGGUUGAACUGGUCCAAAAAAUUGAGACUGCCGCUCGGCAGAAGCUGGUGCUGCCUGGUCUGGAGUCUGAAAUCAAGCGACCUGCAAAGAAAAGCAUAGCAGAACAAUUGAACCAAAACAGAAAUGAACUCUCUCCAGAACCUUUUGUAGAAUCGUGACUGUAGCAGCUUGAUUUUGUCAUUAAAUAUUAUUUAAGUGAAA
Chiloscyllium plagiosum (whitespotted bambooshark) is the source of this 1747-nucleotide messenger RNA. It is a transcript of the gene ddx28, whose product is annotated as DEAD (Asp-Glu-Ala-Asp) box polypeptide 28. The record is from RefSeq and is a predicted model, not a curated record. Gene Ontology annotation, molecular function: ATP binding; nucleic acid binding; RNA helicase activity. Lineage: Eukaryota; Metazoa; Chordata; Chondrichthyes; Orectolobiformes; Hemiscylliidae. Gene Ontology annotation, cellular component: cytosol.